Knipowitschia caucasica is the source of this 1095-nucleotide messenger RNA. Lineage: Eukaryota; Metazoa; Chordata; Actinopteri; Gobiiformes; Gobiidae. The record is from the annotation of a GenBank genome assembly.
AUGCCCAAUCUGCUGUGUUCUACAAACUUUAUGAACCACCUGCAGGAUAGAUUUGCAGACGACACCACCCUCAUUGGACUCAUCUCCAACAACGAUGAGUCCGCCUACAGGAGGGAGGUGGACCGGCCGGUGUCCUGGUGCAGUGGUAACAACCUGGAGCUGAACGCCCAGAAGACAGUGGAGAUGAUUGUGGACUUCAGGAAGAGCACUGUCCCCCCGCCCCCACCCUCCGUGAUGGACUCCCCCAUCACCUCUGUGGAGUCCUUCCGUUUCCUGGGCACCACCAUCACCCAGGACCUCAAGUGGGAGCCGACCAUCAGCUCCCUCAUCAAGAAGGCCCAGCAGAGGAUGUACUUCCUGCGGCAGCUCAGGAAAGCCAAGCUGCCUGCACAGAUGUUGGUGCAGUUCUACACGGCCAUCAUUGAGUCCAUCCUCACCUCCUCCAUCACCUCCUCCAUCACGUCCUCCAUCACCUCCUCUAUCACCUCCUCCAUCACCUCCUCCAUCACCUCCUCCAUCACCUCCUCCAUCACCUCCUCCAUCACCUCCUCCAUCACCUCCUCUAUCACCUCCUCUAUCACCUCCUCCAUCACCUCCUCUAUCACCUCCUCCAUCACCUCCUCCAUCACCUCCUCUAUCACCUCCUCCAUCACCUCCUCCAUCACCUCCUCCAUCACGUCCUCCAUCACCUCCUCCAUCACCUCCUCCAUCACCUCCUCUAUCACCUCCUCCAUCAUCUCCUCCAUCACCUCCUCCAUCACCUCCUCCAUCACCUCCUCCAUCAAGUCCUCCAUCACCUCCUCCAUCACCGUGUGGUUCGCUGGAGCCACAGUCAGGGACAAGCAGAGACUACAGCGCAUUGUGCGCUCUGUAGAGGAAGUGAUCGGCCGCAGCCUUCCAUCGCUGCAGGACCUCGCGGUCCGGAUCAGCCGAAAAGGAUGGCACACGCUGCUGAACUUCUGCUUCCACACGGCCCUGACCUUCGCCGUGUUCGCUGGAGGCAUCAAUCGAAUCAAACACCCCAUCAUCUGUCAGGCGGUGAGUGCGCGGCCUUUUCCACGGACCUGUUCUGCUCAACUUUCACAUGAAAAAUGA